AUGCUUCGAGCCGAGACGCAGGCCGUCAAGGAAGAGGAGCCCGACGAAGUGAGCGAGGUCGACUUGACUCCAUUGUCCAUAGCUCCUCCAACGCCAAAGCUAGAACCCGAACCUCCAAUAACACCAUUGACCAUACACACUAAUCUGGCUAAUCUUCCUGGAACGCCUAACAGUGCUAAAAGCAAGAUCCUAGAUGAUAGAAGAUUACAUGACUUGCAAGAUGAAAAUGAAAUGCUCAAAUUACAAUUGCAUAAGGUCGUAGCUCAACUGGCCAAUACGGAAUUCACUUUUGCAGAGAAACUGGACAGAAUGAAUCUCACACACUUGAUGGAAGUCGAAAGAUUGCAAACUGAAACACAAGCUGAUGCUGCAGAGAUGAGAACUGUGAUAAACUCGUUAAAAGAAGAACUGGAAAGAACAAAAGAAGAAUUGAAAAGACAACACGACAUAAACUUGCUCAAUGGUAGUGGUGAUGUGGACAUCAUACUGCAACCAUCAUCGCCAAACUCGCCAUCAUUAUCACCAAACCAACCAAACAAAGAUAGUCCAGGUACAUUGACGAAUAGCAUUAUAACAGCUACAAAUGGAUCAUCUCCAUUACGAGAUUGGGAAUUAAAAAAGCUUCAGAUGGCCAAUGAACGAGAACGAGACCGUCUAAGUCUCGAGCUCAACGCAGCAAUGAAACGACAAAUGCAAUUGCAGACUGAAGUUGGCAUGGUUGAAGAUCAAUUGAUGCUUAUUAGUGGAAAAUACCAAGACGCAGUCGAAACAAUCGACGUGCUAACAAGAGAAAACGAAGACCUCAAGCAACAACUAGCAUCUCAACCAGACAUAUCUUUACACGAUGAUGAUAGCGAUGAUGACAUACAUCAUAUUCAUGUGCAUGAUGAUGAUGUCUUGUCCCACAACAACAACAAUCACAUCAAUAGCAUCGUCAACAAGAAAAAGUCAUUGGCAUCAUUAAACAAGUCUCCACAUAUAAAUUUGCUUGAUCUUGAUGAUUUGGGGCUGUGA
Messenger RNA from Synchytrium microbalum, 1014 nucleotides. RefSeq lists its product as uncharacterized. NCBI's taxonomy places the organism in Eukaryota, Fungi, Chytridiomycota, Chytridiomycetes, Synchytriales, Synchytriaceae. The record is from RefSeq and is a predicted model, not a curated record. The coding region runs from base 1 to 1014 and encodes 337 amino acids. The transcript is spliced from 8 exons.